Messenger RNA from Verruconis gallopava, 2014 nucleotides. Its product is annotated as mitogen-activated protein kinase spm1. The record is from RefSeq and is a predicted model, not a curated record. Gene Ontology annotation, molecular function: MAP kinase activity; ATP binding. Gene Ontology annotation, biological process: intracellular signal transduction; protein phosphorylation. The coding region runs from base 545 to 1801 and encodes 418 amino acids. The transcript has 7 exons. Gene Ontology annotation, cellular component: nucleus; cytoplasm. Lineage: Eukaryota; Fungi; Ascomycota; Dothideomycetes; Venturiales; Sympoventuriaceae.
GAGCCGCUGAAACAAGACAGCAGUCGAGCCCAUCCGCUCCUCGACAGCAACGCCCAGCGAGCCAGCAGGCCGGAGCAACCGACAGCGGCUCCAUCAUUCGUCGAGCCACAAGCGCCGAGCAACGUUUGGCCAAAGAAGCGGCCCCUCGUUGCGCAACAGCGCAAGCGGAGCGUUGCGCCUGUGACAAAACAUAAGACGCAACCCGUUUUUCUCUCUCUCUCUCACGUCCACCACACGCGGCCAUCAUUUCUUACAACAAGGACGAAACGGACGGGAGCGCAAGACUUCACGUGAAGCUCGAUUCCGCCCUCUUUGCACACGCCCAUUCUCUCGCUCGUUUCGCCGUCUUCUUCUCACAUUCUUCGUCUUCGUUUUGCGUCCAGGCCUCUUUUUGACCGGUCAGCACCACCCGCCCCCAGCUCAGCGUUUUACCCCACCAAAAAGCGUCCCGCCCGUCAUUUUCGCCUACAGGUGCGAUCCUUUUCGUCUGCCAGCGCACGGCAAAUUCUCCGCCCGAAAUACGAACAGCCGCUCAAGGAUCAGGAUGGGCGAUUUGCAAGGACGGAAAGUGUUCAAGGUGUUCAACCAGGAGUUCGUGGUCGACGAUCGCUACAAUGUCACCAAGGAGCUAGGACAGGGAGCUUACGGUAUUGUCUGCGCCGCGCAGAACAACACCACCGGCGAAGGCGUCGCGAUCAAGAAGAUCACCAACGUCUUCAGCAAGAAGAUCCUCGCCAAGCGAGCGUUGCGAGAGAUCAAGCUUCUUCAGCACUUUAGAGGCCAUCGAAACAUAACAUGUCUGUACGACAUGGACAUUCCGCGUCCGGAGUCAUUCAACGAGUGCUAUCUGUACGAAGAACUGAUGGAAUGCGAUCUGGCGGCCAUCAUCCGCUCCGGCCAACCGCUGACUGACGCCCACUUCCAAUCUUUCAUCUACCAGAUUCUCUGCGGUCUCAAGUACAUUCACAGCGCAAACGUGCUGCAUCGUGAUCUCAAGCCGGGUAACUUGCUCGUCAACGCCGACUGCGAGCUCAAGAUCGCCGACUUUGGUCUUGCAAGGGGCUUCUCGAUAGACCCGGACGAGAAUGCGGGAUACAUGACCGAGUACGUGGCAACGAGAUGGUACAGAGCUCCCGAGAUCAUGUUGAGCUUCCAGAGUUACACCAAAGCUAUCGACGUAUGGUCGGUAGGCUGCAUCCUCGCCGAACUUCUGGGCGGCAAACCAUUCUUCAAGGGACGCGACUACGUCGACCAGCUCAACCAGAUCCUGCAUUACCUUGGAACGCCAAACGAAGAGACCCUUUCUCGUAUUGGCUCACCUCGUGCGCAGGAGUAUGUUCGCAACUUGCCGUAUAUGCAGAAGGUCUCGUUCCAAUCGCUCUUCCGGAACGCUAACCCCGACGCCCUCGACCUCCUCGAUCGCAUGCUCGCCUUCGACCCGUCCAGCCGUAUCUCCGUCGAGGAUGCGCUCGAGCACAGGUAUUUGCAAAUCUGGCAUGACGCAAGCGACGAGCCUGUAUGCCCGACGCCCUUUGACUUCCACUUCGAAGUCGUCGACGACAUCCAGGAGAUGAAGCGCAUGAUCCUGAACGAAGUGCAGAGAUUCAGGCAUCUGGUCCGCGUGCAGCCUUCGCAGCAGGUCAACCCGGCCAUGCCCCAGGCUCCGCAGGUGCCCGUGCCUGAAAACUACGACAGAUCGACCCAAGAGUACCCAAGGCCCCAGGAAACAAAUGCCGGCGCGUAUGCCGGCCUCGAGGGCGACUUGGCCAUGGGUGCCGACGGCAUGGGCUAUGCAAGAUAAACGCGUCUCCGCAUUCGCGGGAGAGGUGGAUGUUCCCGCAUGCAGGAGGUACUAAAACGGUUUUUUUUUUCGUGAUAUCCUUUGGAUAGAGUUUACUGGAUGUAUGAUGACAAAAGAAAACGAAGCGCAAUGAAAGAAUGCGAAUGUGGCAUAUGCGUAUUACUGGGCUUAUUCUCCAAAAAGAACAAAAUUCGUAUUUCGUUCGUUACUGUA